Corvus hawaiiensis (hawaiian crow) is the source of this 1959-nucleotide messenger RNA. RefSeq names its product TAL bHLH transcription factor 1, erythroid differentiation factor (gene TAL1). The transcript is spliced from 5 exons. Bases 416 to 1357 code for a protein of 313 amino acids. Gene Ontology annotation, biological process: regulation of transcription by RNA polymerase II. NCBI's taxonomy places the organism in Eukaryota, Metazoa, Chordata, Aves, Passeriformes, Corvidae. The record is from RefSeq and is a predicted model, not a curated record. Gene Ontology annotation, molecular function: DNA-binding transcription factor activity, RNA polymerase II-specific; RNA polymerase II cis-regulatory region sequence-specific DNA binding; protein dimerization activity.
UUCCUUCGAUAAAAUUGCCAAAUAAUAAUGAAUCAUUUCAUAAAUAAUGGGUUUAGAAGCUUAUCAGGGCAGGCGGGCCACUGCUGGGGUUUUAUCUCUCUCGGCCACAUUGCAGUAGUGUUCCGCUCUCCAUACUAAAUAGGAAACUGGACGUGAUGUGGAAUUAGAGCCUACCCAGCUGAAGCCACCCAACACUUACUACAAAUAUAGCCGCGAUGCGUAGGCCACAAAAUGGCUCCACUCACUUUUCCCAAUGAAAAGCAAAUGGAUUUAGCAGUUUUAUCCCGAUGCGGGUGUCCUUCCUCUCUGUAAAGUCGUAAGUACCUUGAGGUGGGAGGAGUAAAUUCAGCCUGACACUGAGAGCGCUUUUGUUGAAGCAGGAGAGACUUGCGGUGUCCCUACUUAAAUAUGACACAUGACGAUGGACAGGCCGCCCGCCCCGCCGCCCCCCAGUGACCCCCGCGAUGCCCGCCCCGCCCGGCGGCACGACUCGGAAGCGGAGACCACGAGCGAGCCGGAGAGCAGCCGCGGGGGCAUGGAGGCGCCGGCGGACCCCCAGCUGCUGCUCAACGGGGCGGCCAAGGAGGCGGGCCGGCCCUCCCCCGGGCCCCCCGCCGCCCCUGUGCCCGUCAUCGAGCUGGUGCGCCGGGGGGGCUCCCUGGACAUAAAAAGCCGUGAGGCGGCGGGGGAGGCGAUGCAGAGAGCGCCGGGAGCCGAGCCGUGCCGCGCCGCCGAGGCCGCCUGCGAGGCCCGCAUGGUGCAGCUGAGCCCCCCCGCGCUCCCGCUGCAGCCCCACGGCAGGGCCAUGCUCUACAACCUGGGCCAGCCGCUGGCCACCAUCAACAGCGGGUUUUUCGGCGAACCGGAUUCUUUCUCCAUGUACGGCAGCAACCGGGUGAAGCGGAGACCCUCUCCAUACGAGAUGGAGAUCACCGACGGUCCUCACACGAAAGUGGUUCGUCGCAUUUUCACCAACAGCCGGGAGAGAUGGAGGCAGCAGAACGUCAACGGGGCCUUCGCAGAGCUGCGCAAGCUCAUCCCCACCCACCCGCCUGACAAAAAACUGAGCAAGAACGAGAUUUUGCGCCUGGCUAUGAAAUACAUCAACUUCCUGGCCAAGCUGCUCAACGACCAGGAGGAAGAAGGAAACCAAAGGGGCAAAGUGAACAAAGACUCGGGGAUAGUCCAGGAAGACCUCCUGCAGGACAUGUUGUCUCCCAACUCUAGCUGUGGCAGUUCUUUGGACGGAGCGGCGAGCCCGGACAGCUUCACGGAAGAGCACGAGGCGCUGGAUUCGAAGCACACGCGGAGCCUGCACCACGCCAUCCUCCCCGUAGAAGGCAACGCGCAGCGGUGAUUACCCUCACACUGCUCCCGAGGCGCGCGGGGGAGAGGCCAGGCCUGGCUGUGCCAUUGCUGGAACUUGUGCUUGUGGGAUUUGUGACUCUGCCUUUCCCUGGGAGCUCGGGCUGCCCAUUCUCCCCAGCCUGGGACAGAGAGGCCGGCACGUUGGCUGAGGACAAGACCAACCCAGAUGGACGUUCUGGGUUUAGGUACGUGACCGUACAAAGAAGAAAAGCAUUGAAUUCAUCUUCGUUGUACAGAACUGCUCGGGAUGGGACUCCGCAGAGGGGAAGGAGACGUGGCUGGUGCCUCUCCAGAGUUUAGAGGGUUUGCAGGCCACUUGGUGACCGUCUCUUUUAAAGCAAUCAUCUGGGGGAGACAUGGAACUCCUCUUUCACUGCUGACAGAGGCCAUCGGCGCUUUCCAGCUCCACGUGGUGCUGGAAACUGCUGCAUCACUCCAGCGCUGCAGCACUUCUCCAGCCUGUGGCACAUCCAGCUGGUCUGAGCAGGAGCUUGGCCACGUGUUCCUGUUGUCCGAGAAUUUUUGACUGUAUCUUUUUAAAGAGGUGAAAAAAUACCCUCAGCAAAAGAACUAUUAAAAGGAUUUAGAGUA